AAGAUGCAACACGAACAGGCCCCACUUGACAUUUGCUAUUAGUGAAUUAUAAUUUAAUAUUUGAUAUCCGAAUGCAUCAUAUGUAUUCCGAAAUUUGGCAAUUGCUUAAAUUCAUAUUGCAAUUAGCAAUUAUUCAGUAAAUUAGCAAAUAACAUUACAAGAAUAUAAUCAUAUAACAUGUGUACUAACAGGAAAGAGAGAAGUGAUCUGCUUCCUCUGAGGAUGGAAUGUCAACGUACUAUUCCGAGCUUCCCAGUCCUCCCUUCUACUGGCUGAGCUAUAGAGGGAAUUUCCUUCUAGUGUGAAGCAAGAAAGCAAAUGAUUAGUGAGUGUUAAUUAUACACUUUUUUCUCAUGAUGAAUUUUGCAAGACCAACACCAUCAAAGUCACCAACACCUGCCAAAAGUGUUCGUCCACUUGGGAUGCCAGUUCGGGGACCACCAAAAGUCUCUCCCUCUAUGUUAUAUUCGUACUCCGACACAUUUGAUGACUCCCUGUCUCCAAAGGUUGUUCAAUACUCGGAUACAUUUGAGGAAUCUGCUCCAACAAAGACAAGACUUUAUUCUAACACGUUUGAGAGUGAGGAGGCAGCUUAUUCAUACAGUGAUACAUUUGUGGAGGGCACACUAGCAACAGAACAAGUUGAUACUCGCUUAUCAGAAGAUUCCUAUUCACAAACUCUUCAACAUGACACCAAACCAUAUUCCUACACAGACACAUUUGACUCGAGUAGCAGCCCUCUACGUGGGUCGGCUACCUACACAGGAACGCACACUGACAAAGCCAGUUGGCAGUCAGAUGAUGGAUACACCCGCUACGAGUCAACCGACUCAGAAAUACAACAUAGUGAGGAUACUUAUAGUGAACCCACAUUCACUAGACGAGCAGAAUCAGAUGAGGAUACUUAUAGUGAACCCACCUUCACUAGACGAGCAGAAUCAGAUGAGGAUACUUAUUCAGAAAGACAGUCCAGUGACCCUGAUGAUGACGUGACCUUGGGAAGCGACAGCUAUGACUACAGCUAUACAUUUGAGGAAGCUGACACCACAAAGACAGAGGACCCAGAAAAACUAAGAAAGGAGGCUGAGCUCUUCAAACUCGCAGAAGAAUCAAAGACAGAUUUUGCAGCAGACAUGAUGUCUCGGUUAAGACAAAAACGUAUCAGACAGACAGACUUGUCAACCUUACUAACACAGGGAAAACAAGACAAAGAAAAAGAAAUGGAUUGGUACACUUCUAGAUAUCUCAAAAAGAAACUACGCUUGCUGAAACACAAAAAGUCACCGACGGCUAUGAAAAGUGUGGGAAAGCCUCCCCAUAAAUCAUCCGGGUCCAAGACACCGACAGUGAAGGAGGAAGGACACCUGAUACAGGACUACGGCAUUGAUCCGUCACUGUUGGACAGACUAAAACUAAAGAACUUCAUAAAGAGAAUGGAAACGGCAGCUCAGGAAGAAAUACACGACCCGAGGCGAUGCAAGGAUUGCAGAGCUCAUCAGCUGAAUAUUGAUGCUGCUGCAGCCCAGAGAAACUUUGUGCGGGAGAAGACACGUUACAUUAGACAGGAGAUAAUUGAGGACAGAAUCCAGUCACAUUUGAUACAAAUGGGUUCUAUAUCUUUGAUUGGAGAACUGGCAAGAUCUCUACCUAAUCCAUUACAAGAUCCUGAAGAUGUCAUGGAGAAAAUGAAUAAGGGCCUCAUGUUAUCAAAGUCCAUUUCAAAAACAAGACAAUAUGGUGUGUUCAGUUGAUAUUUGAAUCAAAUUGUUCCUUCUUAUUCACAUCAUGUCUUGAUGAUAGAAACAAAGAUAUUGUUAUGUUAUUCAAAAUAAAAAUAUUUAAA
Molecule: messenger RNA, 1843 nt
Organism: Mizuhopecten yessoensis (Yesso scallop)
Lineage: Eukaryota; Metazoa; Mollusca; Bivalvia; Pectinida; Pectinidae
Exons: 9
Coding region: 354-1751 (465 amino acids)
Source: RefSeq, a predicted model, not a curated record